Messenger RNA from Cutaneotrichosporon cavernicola, 1617 nucleotides. RefSeq lists its product as uncharacterized. The transcript has 3 exons. Gene Ontology annotation, molecular function: acetyl-CoA transmembrane transporter activity. Bases 1 to 1617 code for a protein of 538 amino acids. Lineage: Eukaryota; Fungi; Basidiomycota; Tremellomycetes; Trichosporonales; Trichosporonaceae. Gene Ontology annotation, cellular component: membrane. The record is from RefSeq and is a predicted model, not a curated record.
AUGCUCUCUGGCGGCAUGCGUGGCCGCAACGUAGAAGACGUCGGCGACCUUGAGGAGAAGGGGUUGCUCCGAUCCGAGAAGGGUACUCUCCACAAGGUCGAGGAGGAGAAGUACGAGCCAGGCCUCAAGAGCCGACGGGAUCGACAUGCUUUUGCGCUCCUAGUCGUACUCUACCUGCUACAGGGCGUACCGCUAGGCUUGACGUUCGGUACGCUGCCCUUUCUCCUCAAGCAUAGGUUGUCGUACUCGAAACUGGCCAUCUUCGCACUCUCCACAUGGCCCUACUCUCUCAAGUUGUUGUGGAGUCCCAUCGUCGACGCGUGGUUCUACCCGAAAUGGGGUCGACGCAAGUCAUGGAUCGUCCCCGUCCAGGCGAUUGUUGGUAUCGUGCUCUACCUUCUGGGCCGGCACGUCGAGGACUGGAUCUCUGCUGAAGUGAUCGACAUCAACUUUAUCACGUUCAUGUUUGCAAGCCUCAUCUUCGCUGCAGCGACCCAGGACAUCGCCGUCGACGGUUGGGCGCUUACGCUCCUCUCCCCGCCCAACCUCUCGUACGCCUCAACAGCACAGACCAUCGGACUCGGUAUCGGAUCCGCGCUCAGCUUCACCAUCUUCCUCGCGUUCAACAGUGUCGACUUUAGCAACCGCUACUUUCGCUCCACGCCGCUCGAAACUCCUCUCGUAUCGCUCGGCGCAUACAUGCGGUUCUGGGGUGGUGUGUAUAUUGUCGUGACGGCGUGGCUCAUCUACUUCAAGAAGGAAGACGAUGUGAACCACGACGAACCCGACCUCGACGUCGCCAAGGUCUACCGCAUCAUGUGGAGCAUUGUGGGACUUAAGAACAUACAGAGCUUCCUCUUCAUCCUCCUCAUUGCCAAGUUUGGCUUCCAGGUCAACGAGAGUGUGACGCAGCUCAAGCUUCUUGAGAAGGGCUUGUCGAAGGAGGACUUGGCUGUGGCUGCGCUCCUCGACUUUCCCGCGCAGAUGGUCGUCGGCUGGCUGGCCGCCAAGUGGUCCCGUCCCCCCGUGACCGAUGAGGGUCGCCAUCCCCUAAGCGCGGGUAACGUCCGUGUGGCCGCGGCGACCUCGGUUCUAAAGGUGUGGAUCGGCGCGUUCUGGGCGCGUCUAGGCAUGGCUGUGGUUGCAGCCUUCGUCGUCUGGCUGUUCCCCUCUUCCGGCAAGGUCGGGAUGGGCUACUUCUCCCUGGUGAUCCUCACAAUCCUUAUGACGUCCCUCACGAACACGGUCCAGUUUGUAGGCAUCACGGCCUUCCACACCCAGAUUGCCGACCCCUUGAUUGGGGGCACCUACAUGACUCUGCUAAACACGGUGUCGAAUCUCGGCGGGACAUGGCCUAAACCCCUCAUCCUCCGCGCUGUUGACCUGCUCACCCGCUCGGCCUGUUCCCAGACCGGGAGGGAGUGCACGUCCGAGGAGGGAAAGGCGGCAUGUACUGCGGCCGGUGGGCGCUGCGUCAUCACCCGCGACGGAUACUUUGUCAUGACAGCGCUCUGUGUUGUCUGCAGCGGACUCUUGCUGGUAACCCACAUCCUGCCGUCGAUCAAGCGGCUCAUGGCGCUGCCGAUGAGCGCUUGGCGCGUCAAGAUACCCGCGUAG